This is a messenger RNA of Rhizoctonia solani, 1677 nucleotides long. RefSeq names its product major facilitator superfamily transporter. Lineage: Eukaryota; Fungi; Basidiomycota; Agaricomycetes; Cantharellales; Ceratobasidiaceae. The record is from RefSeq and is a predicted model, not a curated record. Gene Ontology annotation, biological process: transmembrane transport. Gene Ontology annotation, molecular function: transmembrane transporter activity. The transcript is spliced from 20 exons. Bases 1 to 1677 code for a protein of 558 amino acids.
AUGGCACCACUCGCUACCGCCCCACUCAGUGACAAGAUUAAUGACGCAAUUGUCCUCGCCCGAUCACCUGAACCAGAUAAGGAAGAUACGGAAACCAAAAUAGAGGUUCCUGAAGGGACGUCCAAUCCUGGCUAUCUUCGAGGGGCCAAGCUCUAUAUUGUUGUUGCAUGCAUCUUGGUGACGUUUUUGCUUGUCGCACUUGAUCAAACUAUCCUAGCCACAGCCAUUCCGCGAAUCACAUCUGAUUUUCAUGCUCUCGAUGAAGUAACUUGGAUCGCCUCAGUUUACUUUAUAACGCAGGCGUCUUUUAUGCUUGUGUUUGGUCAGCUCACCUCGGUCAUUUCAGGCAAACUUGUCUUUUUAGGCUCAUUAUUUGUGUUUGAGGUUGGAAGUCUCCUAUGUGGAGUCAGCACAAACGUGUAUUUUUUGAUUGCUGGACGAGCAGUUGCGGGAGUUGGGGCAGCAGGAAUCACCGUCGGCUCGCUUGCCAUUGGCGCAAUACUCGUCCGACUCGAAGACCGGCCCGUAUUCAUGGCCGGUGCAGGAGGAUGCAUGGCCCUCGCCAACAUCAUCGGCCCUAUCCUCGGAGGAGCGUUGGCAGACCACGUCUCAUGGCGCUGGUGCUUCUACAUAAACCUUCCCUGCGGUGCCGUCUCUGCUGUUGGUGCCCUGAUCGCCUUGUCCAAUAUCAAACCGUCUUCGGACGGUGAUGACAGGCCCGCGUGGCACCGAAUUGCCCAGAUGGACUGGGUUGGCGCGAUACUAUGUAUAGCCAUCGUUUCUUCUUUACUGUUGGGAUUGCAAUGGGGAGGAACAAGCAAACCGUGGGAUGACCCGACCAUUAUCGGGUUAUUUGUGGCUUUUGGCGUUUCCACUGUGCUACUUGUGAUAUGGCAGUACUACCUUGGCAGUCGGGCUAUGAUACCGCUUAAAGCGCUUAUGCGCCGGACACAGAUAGGAUGCUGUCUUGUAGCAUUUCUAGCGUACCUCCAGUUGUUGACGUUGACUUAUUACCUUCCGCUUAAUUUUCAGAGCGUAAAGGGUCACAAUGCAACCCAAUCCGGCAUUGAUUUGCUCCCUAUCGUUCUUUCAAAUGUAACGAUCACACUUGUGGGAUCGAUCAUAGUAAAAAAAACAGGCUACUUUCUCUACUGGAUAUUCAUGGGCGGAGUAUUCCGCGCGCUCGCUGGCGGACUUCUGUUCACGUUGACCAAAGAAUCAGGAACCGCGAAACUCAUCGGGUAUCAAAUAUGUGUUGGCUUAGGAGGUGGUAUGACGUUGACAAACUUGCUCGUUGCGGUUCAGGCAGAUGUGGAGCAUGAAAAAUACGUACCCCAGGCCACGGCGCUGGUAACAUUCAUACAAUACAUAGGCGGAAUAACAGGCCUAGGAAUAGGGGGAUCGAUCUUCGCCUCUAAACUGAGACAAAACCUCGCGAUCUACGCUCCUGAUACACCAGCUGAAUUACUUCUCCAGUCUGUGUAUGCGAUUCGAACGUUUUCCCAAGACGCGCAAGGUCCGAUAAUUGAGGCCUAUACCCAGUCCCUCAAGUGGACGUAUUUGCUUGGGGUACCAGCAGGUAAGGGGGUAACUAUUAGACACGGUUGCCACUCUGAUGCUAUCGCUGAACAAAGCGUGUUUGUCGCUCCUUGCGACGUGCUUGAUUCGGAACCGUAA